CGUGAUUCUAUUCGUAAACCCUGUUCAUGACAUGCAUAUGUAUCAUCAUCAGAAGGUAGCAAAAGGGCACGAAUAGAAUCACACUUCUCCAUAGCUGUAUAAACUGAUAGAGCUCAGUUUUUACUGCAUAAACAAAGUGUUCAUCCAUAUCUUUAUUCUUUGUCUAGAUACAAGCAGAAGAUCUGGAAGAAGAAGAAGAGAGAGUCGCUUCUUUGGUCCGAAAAUGUCCGAACAUGAGAGUACUUCAUCAAAUCCAUUCCUAUAUCCUUACUCGAGCUUUACCUUUCUCCACCCUAUGCUUCUCUCUCUCGAAAAUCCUCAGCUUUUGCGCCAUCUCCCCUGUCGGCAACAUCCUAUAUGCCGAAAAGCUUCUCUUUCAAAUCCCAAAUCCCAACAUUUUCUCUUGGAAUUCCGUCAUUAGAGGCUUCUCCCAAUCUCAUAUCUCAGCAACAACUCAAUCUGUUUCCAUCUUCAAUCGUUUGAUCAGAAGAGGACACCCAAACCCCAACACUUACACACUUGUGUUUGUUUUAAAAGCCUGCUCGAUAUUACCAGCUAUACAAGAAGGCCAGCAGGUCCAUGCACGUGUCAUACGCUCUGGAUUUUCGACAAAUUCGUUUUUGCAGUCGUCGUUGAUUAAUUUCUACGCAAAAUGCGAGGAUAUCAAGUGCGCACGGAAGGUGUUCGAUGAAAUUCCUGACAGAAAUAUGAUUGCUUGGAGUACGAUGAUUGGCGGGUAUGCUAAACUUGACAUGUUUAAUGAGGCAUUGGCUGUAUUCGGGGAUAUGCAGAAAGCAGGUGUUGUUCCCGAUGAACUGACAAUGGCUAGUGUGGUAUCCGCUUGUGCUGGGUUGGGGGCACUCGAUACAGGUAGGUGGGUGCAUGCUUACAUCAAGAAACAAAGGAUCUUGAUAGAUAUAAAGCUUAAUACUGCACUUAUUAAUAUGUACGCAAAGUGUGGAUGCAUAGAAAAAGCUAGAGAAGUGUUUGAUGAAAUGCCCACAAGAGAUUCAAGAACUUGGAGCUCAAUGAUUGUCGGGUAUGCAGUUCAUGGGCAUGCAGAUGAUGCUCUUAGGGUAUUUGCUGAUAUGGAAAAAUCCCAGGUGAAACCCAAUAAUGUAGCAUUCCUUGGUGUGUUACUAGCAUGUGGCCAUGGUCAACUAGUUUAUGAGGGACAAAAACAUUGGGAUAUCUUGCUCGAAUCUGGAAUUCAACCAUCAAUGGAGCAUUAUAGCUGCAUGGUUGAUCUAUUUUGUCGUGCAAACCUAUUUCAAGAAGCUUACACCUUCAUCAAAAACAUGCCCAUUGACCCCGAUCCAGUAAUCUUACGCACUUUUCUUGUCGCAUGCAAGAAAAACAAAAACAUAGAAAAAGGAGAGUCAACAGGUCAACAGCUCCUCAAAUUGGAACCAUCAAACCCCGAAAACUAUGCCCUUCUAUCAAGCUUUUACGCAACAUGUUCAUCAUGGUCUAAAAUGGGAAAUGUAAGGAAACAAAUGAGAGAUAAAGGGUUAAAAACUACACCAGGGUGUAGCUCCAUUGAAGUUGAGGGAACCCUACAUGAGUUUGUGUUAGGGGAUUGGUCUCACCCUGAGAGAGAGGAGAUAAUGGAAGUGUUGAGUGAUGUUUUGAAACGAGUUAAAGCUUUUGGGCAUAAAGUGGAUGUUUCAGAGGUGUGUCAUGAUGUGGGUGAUGAAGUUAAAGUGGAAGCUCUUUGUGAGCAUAGUGAAAGAUUGGCUAUUGCUUAUGGGAUUUUGAAGACUAAAGCUCCUGUGGUGAUUAGGGUAGUGAAGAAUCUUAGGGUUUGUGGGGAUUGUCAUGAAGUGACGAAGAUUAUUAGUAAGAUAUAUGAGCGAGAGAUUGUUGUUAGGGAUAGAGUUCGGUUUCAUAGAUUUGUUGGUGGAACUUGUUCUUGUAAGGACAUUUGGUGAACUUAUAGAAGGUGUUCAUGGAAAUGCCAUAAAUGGUGGCAAUUAACCGAUUACAAUAUACAUGAAAACAAAACCAUGUUAGAAAAAUAAUAAUAAAG
Molecule: messenger RNA, 2029 nt
Organism: Lactuca saligna
Lineage: Eukaryota; Viridiplantae; Streptophyta; Magnoliopsida; Asterales; Asteraceae
Source: the annotation of a GenBank genome assembly